AUGGAGCCAGAGAAGUUAUUCAAGUAUCCACAUUCAUUAGAUAUGUACAACCAACUUGCUGCUUUAUGCAAGGACGAGGGCUCAAAAGUGUAUUGGAAGUGGUUCUUAGCUUUGAGUGAAGUCCCAAGACGCUCUGGUAAUAGACUUCCCCCUUCUGAAUGGCUCAUUUCUAUCAUCAAAAUGCAAGGCCUCGAGUACAAAGUCGAUAAAGAAAGAAACAUCGUCUGUUAUGUCCCCGCUUCAAAGGGAUUUGAGGAGAAACCAUCCAUUUGCAUUCAAGGCCAUUACGAUAUGGUAGGGACUGUCGCUGCUGGUGUUGAGCAUGACUUUGAUAAGGAUCCAAUUAAGAUGAAACUUGAGGGCAACAUUUUGUCUGCACAAGGAACAACACUUGGUGGUGAUGAUGGGACUGGUGUAGCAUGUGGCCUUGCUUACAUUGAAUUACGUGACAAAUUCCAACACCCAGCUCUCGAGUGUUUGUUCACAGCUGACGAAGAAAUUGGAUGUCUUGGAGCUUCUGGAUUAGUUACUGGUGAGAUGUUGACAGACAAAUGCAAGUACUUAAUUAACGUCGAUUCUGAGGAUUGGGGUGAAGUCACUAUUUCCUCUGCAGGAACCGCUUUCAGAGUUGGAUCUGUCCCAGUUAAAUAUCAAGAAGUCCCAGCUGGGUUCAAAGGUAUUGAAAUUACUAUUGAGAAGUUCAGAGGUGGACACUCUGGUGUUGAUAUUCAGCAUCAAAGAGCUAAUGCUUUGAAAUGGGUCACCGAUGUGAUCAUCCACGCCCAAAGUUUGUUGAGAGUCAAUGGAAAUCAAUACCACAUCGUCUCCUUCCAGGCCGGACACGCUCACAACGCCAUUCCAUCACAUGCCAAAGUUACUAUUGCUGUCAAGGAAUGCAUUGCUGACAAAGUCAUUGAGGAAAUUAAAGCAAACCACGAGGCAUUGACUACUCUUUCUCUUGGCACUCAACCUAAUAAGCCCGAGUUAGUGAUGAAGAAGGUCGACAUCGCUGCGGGAACUCAAGUCUUGAACUACGUCUCCACUUGCAACUGCUUACAAUUGAUUGAAAAGCUCCCACAUGGUGUAGUUAAAUUCUCCAAUGAUGUUGAGGGCUUGGUUGAAACCAGUCAAUCCGUUGCUAUUGGUAAAUUAGAUGGCGACUUUUUCAAAGUCACCAUCUUCGCACGUUCAAGCAAAGAUGAAGACAUGUUAGACUUGGUGAAGGCCGAUGGCUUGAUUUUCAAAUGCCACGGUGCUACUAUGGUUAAAGCCGUUGAUGACGCUUGUGGAUGGCCAGCUGAUCCAAAUUCACAUUUGCUUGCUACACUUAAGGAUUGCUACCACAAGAUGUUUGGUGGUGAAAUGAAGACAGUUGCAAUCCACGCCGGUCUUGAAAAUUCAAUCAUUAUGGAGAAGUACAAGGGUCUCAACUUACAGUCUGUUUCUCUUGGACCAUCUGUCAUUGAUGUUCACACGGACAAGGAGCAUGUCUUCGUCGAUACUGCUUCUAAGCUUUAUGCUUUAGUGAUCGAUGUUAUGGAGAAGAUCUAA
Messenger RNA from Entamoeba invadens IP1, 1551 nucleotides. RefSeq names its product aminoacyl-histidine dipeptidase, putative. Gene Ontology annotation, biological process: proteolysis. Gene Ontology annotation, molecular function: metallodipeptidase activity. Lineage: Eukaryota; Evosea; Mastigamoebida; Endamoebidae. Gene Ontology annotation, cellular component: cytosol. The transcript has a single exon. Bases 1 to 1551 code for a protein of 516 amino acids. The record is from RefSeq and is a predicted model, not a curated record.